AACAUAUCGCUUCGUGGUUUUAACUAGUUUGAAUGUUUUGUCUUACGUUAAGAUGUUAAACUGGAUUUUGUCUGACAGUUUUCUACGUUUGAUAACAGCGGACUAAUAUUUUACAAAAAAGUAAACAAACCUGCACCGGAAGUGUUUUGAGCUCGUGCCACGUCAGAGCUAAGCGUUAUCAUCAGUAGUACAGUGAAGAGGAGUCUUCUGCUUUCUGCACUUUCUCUUUGCCUUCACCAUGCUGUACCUGGGACUGAGCUCUUUGCUGCUGUAUGUGUCUGUGGUGUUUGGGACUGAGCUCACAUUUGAGCUCCCUGACAACGAAAAGCAAUGUUUCUACGAGGACCUAGAGAAAGAUGUGAAGUUCGACAUAGACUUCCAAGUCAUUGCAGGAGGCAACUAUGAUGUGGACUGCUUUGUCACCGAUCCUCAGAACAAUGUCUUGUACAAUGAGAAGAAGAAGCAGUAUGACAGCUUCUCUCACACCACAACUAUGAAGGGAGUCUACCAGGUGUGCUUUAGCAAUGAAUUCUCCUCAUUUACCCAUAAAACAGUCUAUCUGGAGUUCCGCCAUGGAGAUGAGGACCCUCUCAUGCCCAGCAUGACAAGAAGCACAGCACUGACUCAGUUGGAGUCAUCUUGUGUCUCCAUUCAUGAGAUCCUGAAGGUGGUGGUGGACUCGCAGACAUGGUAUAGGCUGAGAGAGGCACACGACCGAGCAAAAGCAGAGCACCUCCUCGAGCGGGUCACCUACUGGUCCAUCGGAGAAACUGUCUUGCUGUUUGUCAUCGGCAUCGGUCAAGUCAUGUUGCUCAAGAGCUUCUUCAGUGAGAAGAAAGGCUCUGUAGCAGCCACCACUUAGAACCUGUGGUCUCAGAAACUCUUCAGUGUGAAUGCAGAAGUGCAUCUGGAAACCAGCACACAUCUUUUUGUAUUUUCAGCAAACCCUUUGUUAAAGGGGUAGUUCAAGGAAUUUCACUAUUUCUGAGUGCUUACCCAUUGUCUGAGAAACUUGUGAAUGCCUUCUUCAUGUCUUAGUAGUUCUGUUCUUAACAAGCUGUAUUGAAAAGAAACACCACUCAUACUUUUGUUGAAAACAAGGCUGACACCUUUCAACCUUGCACAGAUUAUUUAUUAUAUUUUUAUUCAAGUACAACAUGAAAUAGUUUUGGUUUGGUCCAUCUGUUGCCUUACAGUAGGACCGUCAAGGAUUUUCAUGUGGAUACCCAGCAAUUACAGUGAAUGUUGUGGCACACUAAUAGAGACCAAAGAUGUGUUGUUUGUUUCUGAAUGUUAGUUUUAUUUGUUUUAUAGUGUGUAUUUUGUUUAUUAUUACCUUAAUUUAUGUGCAUAAUAUUGUUGUUGUCGUUGUUACGUGUCCUUCAUGUCGUACUCUGUCUCAUACAAAGUGCCUUAAUUGUUUCCUACCAAGUUAAAAGUUUACUGUUUAAAUAUGUUAGUGUGCCAUCCUGUUGUUACUGAUGAAUGAAUUCUCAGUUUCCAUAAGUUUUACAUUAAUAGAUAUUGGAAAGUGACCAACUGUUACAGCUGUUUGUUUUUUUUUUUUUUAUUCAAAAGUUAUGUUUUCAGCCCUCAUUGGUUUAUUGGUCUGUUAUCUGUCAGCAGAUUUCAAUAAAAAUUGGUGGAAAGUCA
Messenger RNA from Seriola aureovittata, 1653 nucleotides. It is a transcript of the gene tmed3, whose product is annotated as transmembrane p24 trafficking protein 3. Gene Ontology annotation, biological process: intracellular protein transport; endoplasmic reticulum to Golgi vesicle-mediated transport; Golgi organization. Lineage: Eukaryota; Metazoa; Chordata; Actinopteri; Carangiformes; Carangidae. The transcript has 3 exons. Bases 239 to 862 code for a protein of 207 amino acids. Gene Ontology annotation, cellular component: Golgi apparatus; endoplasmic reticulum; COPII-coated ER to Golgi transport vesicle. The record is from RefSeq and is a predicted model, not a curated record.